Spodoptera frugiperda (fall armyworm) is the source of this 4085-nucleotide messenger RNA. RefSeq names its product terpene synthase (gene qm). Gene Ontology annotation, molecular function: prenyltransferase activity. Bases 228 to 1226 code for a protein of 332 amino acids. The transcript is spliced from 9 exons. Gene Ontology annotation, biological process: isoprenoid biosynthetic process. NCBI's taxonomy places the organism in Eukaryota, Metazoa, Arthropoda, Insecta, Lepidoptera, Noctuidae. The record is from RefSeq and is a predicted model, not a curated record.
ACCAAUGCGAACCGUAACAGACUGUACCGCUCGCUGCUAAUAAAACGAUGCGGUAAAGGAACGCAUUUAUUUGUUUUUCGAUCGCUCUGUCAGCUGGUUGUGUUGUCUAUCUCUGUCAAUGUGUGACGAAGUGUCAAAGUAAUUCUGUCAUAGCAAAAUCGAUCGGUGUGGAGUGAUACAGUUCUGGUUCUGAAAUUAAAGGAGUAUUUAUUAAACAAAUCAUUAAAAUGUCGAAAGUAAAAACAAACGGUGGCGAUAGCGCCCAAGAUGAGAAAAUUCUAAUGCCAUACACAUACAUCCAACAAGUACCAGGCAAGCAGAUAAGGCAGAAGCUUGCCGCCGCAUUCAACUACUGGCUGAAGAUCUCCGAUGAGAAGCUGCGCGCUGUAGGAGAGAUUGUGCAGAUGCUGCACAACUCCAGCUUACUCGUAAAACACAGGCUUCCACCCGUUCAGCAGGACAAGAUUGACAUAACUUUCUUUAACGCGAUCGACGACAUCCAAGACAACUCGAUCCUCCGGCGCGGCAUCCCGGUGGCGCACUCCAUCUACGGCGUGGCCAGCACCAUCAACGCGGCCAACUACACCAUGAUCGUCGCGUUACAGAAGACACAGGAACUUGGACAUCCUAUGGCGACAACAGUGUACACAGAGCAGCUGCUGGAGCUGCACAGAGGGCAGGGCAUCGAGAUCUACUGGCGGGACAACUUCCAGUGUCCCUCCGAGGAGGAGUACAAGGAGAUGACCGUCAAAAAGACGGGCGGUCUGUUCAUGUUGGCGAUCCGCCUGAUGCAGCUGUUCAGCGACAACAAGUCGGACUUCAGCAAGCUCUCCGCCAUCCUCGGACUGUACUUCCAGAUCAGAGACGACUACUGCAACCUCAGGCUGCAGGAGUACACGGAGAACAAGAGUUACUGCGAGGACCUGACGGAGGGCAAGUUCAGCUUCCCCAUCAUCCACGCCAUACGCAACCCCGAGGGCGACAACCAAGUGCUUCACAUCCUGCGGCAGCGCACCCGCGACCUGGAGGUGAAGCGGUACUGCAUCACCAUACUCGAGCGACUCGGCAGCUUCGCCUACACACGGAACACGCUGCAUGGACUCGACCAGGAGGCUAGGAGAGAGGUGGCCAGAUUAGGCGGCAACCCUCACCUAGAAGCUCUCCUGGACGACCUGCUCAGCUGGCGACGAGAAAUGCCACUCGAAAAACUAGACAACAACGUUUAAAUCAGGGUACGGAGUGUGACAUAUUUACGUUAACACGUUUAGCCCUUUGAUUGGUUGGUUACUUUGACCAGGCCAAUCAGAGCGCCGAACGUCAUAAACUUAUCGCGUUAACGUAAAACAAACUCACACUAGGCACUCAGUAGGUUCACUUGUAUACGUCAUUACGAUCGAACAUAGAAAGAAUUAAAACAUUAUUAUUAAAAGCGUAUCACAAUGGCAAAACAACAAGAAAUUAAAAGAGAGUAUUUUAAUUAAACCUACCCCUUUCAAAAAUUAUAGAUGUUUAAUAUGAUAAUGUUUGUUCAAUUUUUGCAAUGGUAAAGUAAUAAAAUAGUAUAAAAACAUUAAAAUAAUUAAAGGUUCUGUCGUAAUGACAGUACAUGUGUUGAAUAUAUAGUAAAUCAUUUUUUAUACAUUUUAUUUCGGCACUUACAAAGGUAAUUUCAUCAUCGAAUCAAGCAGAAACUAAAUUAAAGUAUAACAUAUCUAACUCAAAUCAUUUUGCUUUUGCAUUAGACUUCCUAGAAAGUGCCGUAAUAAAAUGUAUAAGAAAGCCAUCCCGAUGAUUUAAAUUAUUAUUUUGUAAAUCCUAAUUAUAUUAUUUGUAUCAGACAUUAGAUUAGAUGUAAAGACCAUCCAUUUUUUAUUUCCCGGGUUAAUCGAAACAACGAUUUUUAAAGUUAAAGCGAUAUUUUAAAUGUUGUGUAAAUAUUGUAAUUUUUUUAAUAAUUCAGUCAUUAUGAUGCAUUUUACAUUCCCAAUGUUUUAAUUAAAUUAAAUAAAUAAAUGAGGUGGAAGGAGAUCAGGCUUAGAAUAGACAAUAAAAGACAUGUUUCAAAAGUAUAGUAUCUGUGCUUUACGUCUUGAAAUUCUUGUCACUAUAAAUUAUAUGAAAUUAAAUUUUCCUAGGAAAAAAACUAUUAAAAUUAAAAAAUAAUUGGUUGCUAAAUUUUUUAUCUUCUCUUGAAGUGAUAUUAUUAAAACUAUUUUAUGUGGAAUUAUAAAUCUUAAUUCCAUGGUGUUAACGGUCACAGAUUAUAAACUGUGGCCCCGCGAUUGCACUGCCAUCUAUAUAGUGAGAUGACAUCGCGAACAACUCUUGCUUUGUAACAUUAGCGCGUCAACGCUUACUUAAACCGCUUUGUACUUAUGCACGAUAGAUGCUUAAAUAGAGAAGCUUCGUUAUUUUGUAUUAUAAUAAAACUUAUGUUUUGGAUGAUCCUGCUUUUAUUUUUCACCCGUAACUAUCAAAUUGUAUUAUGUUUUGAUAUAUUUUUAAUGACAUUAUUCUAUUAUCUAUUAGAUUUAUAAAUAGUUGCGGUUGGAAUCUCUAAGGGUCGAUUUAUACUAGCGCAGAGUCGAAGCGCAUCGAAGCGUCUAUCCAAAACUGCACAUAACAAAUUCAACCUUAACUCUACAGCGUAAGGGUCAAUUUAUACUAGCGCAGAGUAGAAGCGUUGUUCGCGCGCAUACGCGCGAAUUCCGACGAAUGCGCGCUUUUUAAAAACUCAGAAGUAAUGUGUGCGUUACGCUAUGGAGUUAAGGUUGAAUUUGUUAUGUUCAGUUUUGGAAAGACGCUUCGACUCUGAGCUAGUAUAAAUUGACCCUAAGACAAUGGGUAUUAGAUUUGUUUUUGUAUUAUAUCCUAUUUUAAAAUCUCGUAUUAUAUUAAAGUUAAAAGACCUAUACAAUAUGCCUAUACACAUGACCAAAAUGUACGGAAAUCAUGGAUUUAGAAAGUAGUGUUUUCGAAUUCCUAGCGACGUUGUUGUAGUGCGUAAGUAGAUGUUUUGACUAGUGAUAUCUAAACGAUUGAAAUAUAUAUUAUUACAUACUAUUUAUCUACAAGUGUUUAAAACACUCAACUUUUGUGUCUUCACUUUCAAAACUAAAUAUUGCCUCUUUAUAAAAAAAAGAUUAAAUAAGUUUGCCUAAAGUAAUUAGUUAUGCAAGUUAUAAAACAUUUUUCGCUUAAAUUUGUUGGUAACUCGACAUACGCUAGUCAGUUGCUGCGUUGCGUGAAAAAAAAGAACAGCUAAUAUUUAAGAAGUAGCUCGUUGGUAUAGCUUGGCUAGAUAGUAUAGGAGUUGGUGUAUUUUUACUAUUUACUAUUAAAAUAAAGAGGCAGCCAUUCGGUGCACCUUUAGUGUCCUUCGAGUCGUUAUUUUAGGGUGAGAAGUCAAUUAAUUCUGAAAUACUUCACAGUAGGCCUAUGUAGGUUUGUAUACUUACUCAACCUCACUUAUGGCCUGGCCGCACUACGGCUGAACGGCGGCAACGAACCGAUAAGGGUGGUUGCUUGUAUUCAGUUUCUUGUUCCACAAAUAAAGCGGUUAAAAACCGCUACGGUUUCGCCCUAUUGCGGCCGGGUUCUUACAAGUUAUCGAUGUCAAUAUAUUUCUUCUAGAUUAUUCUCCAAAAUCAAGCAAACUUUUAUGUUUAACUGUUCUUGUAAACGGUUAUUUAGAAUUUAUAGUAUUGCCUAAAUGGCCUACGCUUUGAUUAUAAUAAUCUUAUAAUAUUAUAUCUCUUUUGUAGAUAAUAUUCUUUGUAUAAUUGAUUGUGUACUUACAUUUCAUAGUAUUAUAUUUUUUAUUAUUUGAUAUUGUGUUCUACCAUUCUGUAUUCAGUUUACGAUUAGUGCCAUGAUAUAACAUUGCUUAUAAAUAUUGUUAGUAUUAAAUUUCAAAUUAAUAAUGACAUUCACAUUCCACAAAUUAGACAUUUUGCUGUUCAAAUUAAAAUAAGCUCUUUCAAUUUAUAAAUUCCUGGUUGCUAGAUAUAGAAGUUUCUAGCCUAGUAUAGUCUAGAGGUGUACUUAAUAGUCGGAUAAGGCUAGCCAAUGAUGACAAUAAUAGC